AUGACCGACGCAACUGAAACAACAAUUGCCCACGAGCAAUCGGACCAGCAUAGCACUCGGCCACAAUUCGGCAAUCGGUUUCUUUCCGCCAACGAUGAUGUCUUCCAGCACAACGCUUGGGACAACGUGGAAUGGGACGAGGAGCAGGAACAUGCCGCCCUGGAAGGGGUGAAGAAAAAUUCAUCCGUCAAAAUGUCGGAAGAGGAGGUGAUUCGUCUGGAAACGGAAGCUGAUCAAAACUGGGAUCGAUUUUAUGGCAUACACCAGAAUCGGUUCUUUAAAGACAGACACUGGCUAUUUACGGAGUUUCCAGAAUUGGCACCAUUUAAACAUACGACCAAUGUUCCCGAACGCGUGCUACCGGAUGGAGAAACCGUUAAAAGAAUGGAAGGGCACAAGACUAAUCCGCAACGGAGAACGAUUUUUGAAAUCGGUUGCGGAGUAGGAAACACCGUGUUUCCGAUUCUGAAGUACAGCGACGAAGAGAGUUUGAUGGUUUACGCUAGCGAUUUCUCGCGCCAAGCCAUCGACAUUAUGCGUCAGAGUCCCGAGUAUGACACGAAACGGUGUCAAGCGUUUGUGCUCGAUGCAACGGCCGACAAAUGGGAUGUGCCGUUCGAGGAGAAUAGUAUCGACAUUGUUGUGCUAAUAUUUGUCCUAUCUGCCAUCGAUCCGGAACGAAUGCAACACGUGGUAAAUCAAGCCUCUCGCUACCUCAAACCUGGUGGACUGGUAAUGUUGCGCGAUUACGGCCGCUACGAUCUUGCCCAGCUGAGGUUUAAACCGGGCAAAUGCGUUAAGGAAAAUUUUUAUGUACGCGGCGAUGGAACACUAGUUUACUUCUUCACACAAGACGAUUUGCGAAGGCUUUUCACGAACGCUGGCUUAGUUGAGGAACAAAACAUAGUCGACCGGCGGCUACAGGUAAAUCGUGGCAAGUUGAUUAAGAUGUACCGCGUUUGGGUGCAAGUCAAAUUUCGCAAACCUGUAGAUUAA
Molecule: messenger RNA, 996 nt
Organism: Anopheles marshallii
Lineage: Eukaryota; Metazoa; Arthropoda; Insecta; Diptera; Culicidae
Gene: Mettl2
Product: tRNA N(3)-methylcytidine methyltransferase Mettl2
Exons: 3
Coding region: 1-996 (331 amino acids)
Molecular function (GO): tRNA (cytidine-N3)-methyltransferase activity
Source: RefSeq, a predicted model, not a curated record